UGCAAAGAAAGCAAUCCAGUCUGUCGCAUUAUUUGUCUUCUAAAAUAUAUGUAUGACACCGAAGAAAUCUGGCUUCUCUGAAAGGCGGCAAGUACCACUGGCCAGAGAGUGCAAGUCCGCACAUCUGCAAUAAAUAUUCAUAUUUUCUCUCACGUGCGAGCAACCCGCCGUUCAUCCCCCGUUAGCGAGUGGAGCCAAGCUGUUCUUCUGCAUCCCACUCCUCGAUCAAGUUCCAGGCUUUUACUUUCAUCAAUCAUGACCGUUAAUCCGGUAGAUUAUUUGCUCUCGUGGUCCUCCGUAUCCCAAAUGCCACCGUAACAUCACCACGUGUCCCCCACCGUUGGGCCCCAUAUCUCUGCCCGCGUUGACACCCGAAUCACCCGUUGACCCCCCGGUCCCAUCUCCACGUGACUGCGGUGACUACAACGCCUCUCCUGGUUCCACGUAGCCCCUUCCUUCCGGUACAAAAUUUUAGAGCCAAGGAGAAAGAAAAAAAAAAACUAAAAAACCGACCCGGCCCCGACCCAACUCCACCCCAUCCUAAUCCCACCACCGCCACCACCACACCCACCACCACUCCCCAUUCUCCCCCUUCGCCCAAACCCUAAACCUAGCGGCGUUCGCCUCUCGAUCGCUCAACUUUGAACCAUGACCGGCAGUGGAGUAGUGGAGCGCCACACCCGCCCGCCGGCGCUGGCAGCGGCGGCGGCGGCGGCGAGGAAGCCCGCUCCCGGCCAGCCCUGGUCCCACUUGGAGACGGUCCACCUCAUCGAGGCCUACGAGGAGAAGUGGUACUCCCUCAAGCGUGGACAGCUCAAGGCCCAUCAGUGGGAGGAGGUCGCCGCCGCCCUCGCCGCCCGAUGCGGCUUCGACGGCCUCUCCAAGAACGGCACCCAGUGCCGCCACAAGAUCGAGAAGCUCCGCAAGCGCUACCGCGCCGAGCGCCUCCGCCCCAACCCCUCCGCCUGGCCCUACUUCGACCGCAUGGACCGCAUGGAGCGCGGUCCCCUCCCGAUCUCCGUCCGUCCCCCGGUCUCGCCCGCCGCCGCCUCCGCCGCCGCCGCCGCAGUUGGCGAGCCCUCCAGCGAGGAUGACGAGGACGAGGAAGAUGAGGAGGAGGAGCGGAUGGCGAGCAACACCAGGAGCAUCAACGGCAUCCUCCGGGAGGGAAACUGGGGGUUUUCUAGGGUUUCGAGGAAUCCCAGGUCCAGAAAAAGGCGAGCUUUCGAGGAGGAGGAGGAGGAGGACGACGACGACGAAGAAGAGGAGGAGGAGGGGAUGGGAGGGCGAGGGGAGGCGCUGUCGCAGCUGGCGGUGGUGGUGAGAAUGUUUGGAGAAGAGCUGGUGAGGAUGGAGAAGAGGAGGAUGGAGGUGCUGAGGCAGGUGAAGAGGGAUUGGAUGGAGAUGGAGGCGAAAAGGGCCGAGAUGGUUAUGGAAUCGCAGCAGUGCCUCGUGGACACCAUCGCCAAUGCUUUCUCUUCUGUAAAGAAGGCCAAGAAGUCCCAGGAUUCGUGAGAAUGCCAGAGAAGUGAUUUUCAUAUUUGAAAAUCAUAAUUUCGGGCAUCACAAAAAAAGCAACUUGAUUGUUGUGCCAAAAAGCUCAACCCCAAUCAUUUAUCAAUGAAAGAUUGCUCUAAUCCUGACCAAGGGGGGACAGGCCAGACGCCUUUGGCAUGUUAUCCCUGUUGAGGCACCAGCAACCGAUGCAGGCAAUGGGGCCCAACGCUGGAGUGUUUUCAGAAUACCAUGAGAAGCCACAUAGAAAAGAGAGUUCUUUCGGAUUAGGAUUGUCUGGAAACCAGGGAGUGUACGCGAUUUUAUUUGGAUAUCUGAGGAGCGAUGGUGGGAUGGCAGGUGGCGUUGGGUGGCUAGAGAGAAGAGGCCUCUCUCUCCCCACUUAAGCUAUCCUUUUUUUUCCCCCACAUUUUUUUUCAUAUAUAGCAUAUAUUUUCAUGUCACUUCCUCUCUUCUUUUUAUAGUUUGAGAUGACAAGGUGAGAGGUAUUUUGGUCCGCGAAUAGUGGAAAUGGCCAACCAUGUGUAUACGAAAAAGCUUCGGAUGGGUUCUACUCUAAGUAGGGCUGCAAAUGGGUCAGAUCGAUCCAUGAUCCGACCCAACCUGUGUAAGACCUGGUCCGAUUCGAAUUUUAGGAUCCGCGGGGUUGGUUUGGAUCCUAAAUUUGGAUCCGUUCUAUUUUUCGGAUCGGGUUGGAUCCGGCAGGAGGGCUUUGUUUGUGCAAUGUUGCUCGCAAGACCCUCUCCUCUGGCGAACCUGCGAUCGCCGUCUCUAACUGAAUGCUCAACUGAGGUCGUGUACAACAACCUUAACCGCACAAGCCUGGGCUGGGCCUACCCCCGUCCCUAGAGGAGUCGUAUGAGGCGGAAGCUCCACGUACGGUUUUGAAGCCGAGCCUUCCUCUCCGGACAAAAGAAGUGGUGGCUCAUGCCGGUGAAAGAAAAGAAGAAAACAACACUAAACUCAACUAAUAAGAUUCAAACUGUUUUCAAAAAACGACCUUAACCGCAAGGUCGGGGUUGAGUUGAUAAUUCGGGAGGAGCAUGCGGACCGCUUGCUUCGCAUACUUUUUUGCAUCAAAAACCUCAGGUUCGGCGGGGUAAAUACAUUAAAAAGGGACAAAUUUUAGCGGACGGUGCGGCUACAGUUGGUGGGGAA
Phoenix dactylifera (date palm) is the source of this 2673-nucleotide messenger RNA. The record is from RefSeq and is a predicted model, not a curated record. Lineage: Eukaryota; Viridiplantae; Streptophyta; Magnoliopsida; Arecales; Arecaceae.